AUGCCAUCUCCAUCCAGCCCAUUGGAGUAUCGGCCAACACCGCAUCUCGUCCUUUUCAUCCUUUUUUUCGUCUUCCCACUCAUCUACCUAUGCAGUCGUGUGGCCCUCACGCUAUGCUGCAUCUUGGCAUGUGCACUGAAAAUGGUAUUCGCGCGUUUAAUACAUUUGUUGUACGAUUUUGACGUGAAACCAUCAGCAACUGCACGACGGCGGCCAACGCCAGUGAAAGUGGAAGCACCAUCACAGACUAUUCGAAGUGCUAUUCGUGAAGAAACCCUCGUUGAAACACAACCCUCCGAAGAAGAAGAUGAAGAGGAAGAGGCUAGUUCGUUCAUCUAUUUCGAUGCUAUGAUUUGGAUGCUUUGUCUUUUUUAUCGCUAUCGAUUAUUUAGUCAAAAUUGCUCCAGCGUAAGCACAGGACAAGCGCAACUCAGGAAACCGGUCAAGUUGUGGUGCCUGACUUUGGUAAUACAAAAAAACCGCGAAAAUCAGCUGACAUUUUGUCUCGUUUUGAGCUUGCCUCAUCCACAUAAUUCCACAGAGAUGUUCGAAAUAGGUCCUUUUCCCGUUAGCUUUUUGUUCCGGGCAAAGUUGUGGUACCUGACUUGGUGCCACAAAAAGCCGCGAAAACCACUGAUAAUAUUUGGUUGA
Gongylonema pulchrum is the source of this 651-nucleotide messenger RNA. The record is from the annotation of a GenBank genome assembly. NCBI's taxonomy places the organism in Eukaryota, Metazoa, Nematoda, Chromadorea, Rhabditida, Gongylonematidae.